Molecule: messenger RNA, 213 nt
Organism: Neurospora hispaniola
Lineage: Eukaryota; Fungi; Ascomycota; Sordariomycetes; Sordariales; Sordariaceae
Exons: 1
Source: RefSeq, a predicted model, not a curated record
UACUAUAUAUAUUUCGAUAUACGUAAUAAUAGAAGAGGAAUCUCCGUUGCAAAGGAAAAAGUGGCUUUUUCGUUCUACUAUUCAAACCGUAUCUUGUUUGGCGCCAAAUUUUCCUAUUUGGGACUGCCAAAACGGGUAAUUUUCUACAUUCUAGCCUAUUGUAGACAGAUACGCCGCGCCUUCCUCGCUUGCGGCGUUGGAGUAGGCCCAUAG